This is a messenger RNA of Aquila chrysaetos chrysaetos, 13967 nucleotides long. It is a transcript of the gene ZBTB34, whose product is annotated as zinc finger and BTB domain containing 34. Bases 7632 to 9194 code for a protein of 520 amino acids. The record is from RefSeq and is a predicted model, not a curated record. Gene Ontology annotation, molecular function: protein binding; DNA-binding transcription factor activity, RNA polymerase II-specific; RNA polymerase II cis-regulatory region sequence-specific DNA binding. NCBI's taxonomy places the organism in Eukaryota, Metazoa, Chordata, Aves, Accipitriformes, Accipitridae. The transcript is spliced from 3 exons. Gene Ontology annotation, biological process: regulation of transcription by RNA polymerase II.
AGAGGAAUCGGUUCCGGGUGCGAGUAGCUGUGGGAGCGGGCGGGAAGCGGCGGUGGGAGCGGGCAGGAGACGGGCCGGGCCGGGCCGGGCCGCUGACCCGCCAUGUGAGAGACGCUGACAGCUCCAGGCAAGCAAUUGUGAGGAAGACAAUUUGAGAAUAAGGGACGAAGGUGGCCCUUGGACUUCAGUUUCACAACUGCUUUCUUUGGAUAUUUGCUCAAAUAAGAGGCUUCUGUUUGUUUUUUUCUAUGAAAUGCUAAAUAUGCAGUUCCAAUAAUUUCCCUGCUGCACCCUACUAAGUAUUGAGAAUAGGUUUGUAGUGUUACUGAUAUUAGCAUGUGUGUAUUUAUGUGUGUAUGCAUAUACAUACAUAUAAAUUAAUUGUUUUCAAUUUUGAUGUUAAAAUCAUCCACUCCUUCAAGUGGUUUUCUAUUCAUCAUGUUGUGAAUGUUGGUGAGGUAAAAAUAAAUCCUUUUCAAUUUUUAUUAGAUAAAAGUCUGAAGUUAGUAAAAAAUUUUCUGCAAAGAGUGUUGGGGUUUAAUGUAUUGCUCACCCAUGCAAAUGAUGGGAUCAUGUUCUGUGACGCUUUAGGAGUCCUUGCCUGACAGACAUGAGUUUUACUCUUGAUUUCACUGUAGAUGUUUAGUACUUUGAGUAGACUGUUACUUCUCUGUCUGCAGAGGAGGGCUAACGAUGUUGGCUUUCACUGUAGUGUUCCGAUAUCUACUGAUGAAAGUGUGCAAGAACUAAGUUUUCUAGUAACUACAUUUCAGCCUGUACUAACUGGCUUCAGUUUCUGAGGAAACUGGAGUUUUCCUGCAUUUUUAUAAGGUAAUGUAAUGAAGUUUCCAAUUGCUGUGUAGUCUCUACUACUAUAACAGAUUCUGUAUUUUAGUCUAAAAUAGAAGUGAAGCAGACUCAUUUUCAAAGCUGUUUUCCAAUGAAUAAUAAGACAUAUGCACCUUUUAAUGUAUGCUUUACUACACAUAAUUCACUAUUUCAAGUUUUGGCCAAACUGUCUAUAUUUGCUUUGAUUCCAAUGGGCACUUUUUUAAGCUUAGUUCAAGCUUUCCCAAAACUUAACACACGUUGUGAAUUAAAUCUUUAGAGUGAUUUGUGAAUGGUUAACAUUUGGAGGAAUGAGGAUUUGAAAUCCUAUUUUGUUACAAAAGGAACUAAUGGCUUCCAUAGCCAUUUAUUUUUGAGAUGUGGUCAUUUCCAUAACUUUUGCAUCACUGUUAUUAGACUACUAGAAAGGUAGCUUAGUUUUCAUUUAGGGUUUGGUAUUUGGUUGGGUGGGGUUUUUUUGAUGGCUUUUGAAUCAGGAAUCAACCAUACUGUAGACUGUUCAAAACAGUACUGAGCUUAACAAAAGUAUAGGCCAGGAGUGUAUAUGUAAACAUAGGCUUGUGCUAGCUGUUUUUAAUCAUACUGGCAGUUUUAUUUACCUGUCAGAGGCAAAUCUAACAGAACGAUGUGUUGAACUGAGCUGGAAAUGGUUUUGAGAUCACUGUAGAUGUAAAAGAUGCUGUAAAUAAAAUGCAUUUUAUCCUGUUGGAGAAGCUGCAAACAAAACGAAACUUCAUGCUGCAGCAGAAAUAUUAACAGAAUUUUCUGUUGUGCUGUAGCAUCUCUUAGGAUCUGCAUAUGAUCUCUUUGAUGAACUUCCAUCUGAGUCCAUGGCAGUCACUUAUGUAUUCAGAGAUACCAAAAUUUCAUGUUAACAGGCGGCAGUUUCUCUGGUUGUACUUUCCAGUGUGCCUAAGUUUAAAUAUAUUUGAGUGAGUUUAAAAACAAAGACUGCAAAUCAACCUAAGCAGAGAUUUUGUUUGAUUUUAUUCUUCUACGGAUAAUAAUGCUUCUAGAAUUCGGCUUUGUAAUUCUUUGGAAACCAAGAGUUCACAAAAGAAGAGUAUAAGUAAGAAUGAUUUAGGAAAUGAUCUUGUUUGACAUGACAAAUACUUGAGUAGUAAGUCCAUACUUGUUUAAUGUUCCAUUCAAGGGAAGCUUUGAAAGAAGAUGGAUGAAACUGUCACUUUAUGUGGUCAAGCAGAUAUUUGCAAUUUUACCACCAAUCUUAAAGCCUAUUGCUUUGUGUCAUUAAUUUCUUUGGUUUUAGUUAACAGGCACGUGCUUGUGAAUUACUGCCUCGAGAGAACAUCUAGGUGGCCAGAUUCAGAAAGAGCAAAGUUUUCAACAAUUUUUUUGCUUACUGUAGUGCUAUGAUUUAUGUGAUAAAUGUUAUGCUAAAGAGCUUUUAAACAUUAGUUCUAUGUAGUGCAGUCAAAGUUUAGAAAAAUCUAGUUAGUAUACAAAGGCUUAUUUUGUAUAUCCCUUCCAUUAAGCUCCAAGCAUUCCCUUAAGUAUCAAGUGGAAACGUUCCCCCAAUCAUCCUUUCUGUGGUUUAAAAGAAUUGUUUUAAAUUUAUAAAUACAUAUGUCUAUGUAUGUCUAUGAUUUUAGUGCAUAAAUUACAUGGAGAAGUAUGUCAUUAGGUGUAUUUUCUGUCACCAGGAGGAUGCCUCUGGCAGUGUGUUGUGUAUACCACAAAAUAGACUGCAAGGAUGAGCUGAAAAUACACAAGGCUCUACUUUUAUUAUUUAUUGUGUGUGUUUCUGGAAAAACUUUUGGUGCAAUUGAUUUUUAAAUCUGCAGAAACGAGUAGUAUCUGAUUAUCUCACUCAAGAUAAAUAUAAAAUAAUUUAGUCUCCUUCAUGAUCUUUAACGGCUGGAGAGUUCUUAAGAAAAUGGCUACUCGAAUUUAGGAAGAAUUGAUGCAAAAGCAAAUGCUAUGUAUUUACAUAGUACUGUUUAUAUUAUUAUAAGUGUGUUGUAGUUCUGCACAAAACUAUCUCAAUUGUUGGGAUAGUAGCUUUUUUUUUUUCCUCCUUUUUUUUUUUUUUUUUUUUUUUUUUUUUUUUUUUUUUUUUUUUUAAUGACUGCAGUGUUAAAAUCUGUUUUCUAGCUGUAGGGAAGCUUACCAUACUUUAGGGGCCAGAUUUUCAGUGAAGCAGUGGUGCUGUGUGUCCUGCUACAUAAGGCCAUCCAAGGGCACUAUAUGUUGACUUUUAAAAGAGAAUAUAAUACUUUACUGUUAUGAGAGGUAUAAACUGGUAAAAGAUUAUAUGAUCAGUUUCUUCCCUGUUUCGAAAGAUUAUUUAAAGAGGACUGUCUUAGAAAUGCCCCUAGACUGUGACAUAUCUGAUUGCAGUUUUUCUUUCGUACAGCUAGCAUUAAUUAUUGUGGCUGCUGUAAUCUGAAGACUAAGGCAAAUACAAACUGAAAGGAGUGAGAGUGAUGAAGAUUUUUGCCCUAAAACUUCCAUGAUCACAGCCGAUUGGGUUGCAUUCUUAGGUUGAAAUUCUCUUGAGUGAUGAUACAUUUUUGCAAUGAUGUCUUAAGUUCUCACAGAUGGUGCAGUAAAUACUGAAUCCUACAAAAUGCAGGGGAGGAGUGUGCUGAUUUAUACAAAUACCUGUUUCUGUUCUUGCUUUUUCUCUGUAUUCUGAGCAGUAAUGUAUGGAGUAUCCAUUCUUGGUGUCACAGAGCACUUUUUUUAUUUUAAUCUUAAUUUUCUUUAUGAUCCUCCUAACUUUUCUAUGUACUUUUCAGACACAUGCUACAACAGUAAUGAUUUGUAAUGUGUUUUUUUCCCAAGGAACCCAUGUUGCAGAACUAACUAAAGAAAAUGCAAGGGAUCUUUUCUCACACCUUUGUGUGAGUUAAAAUGAGCAUUAUUUGUAUCAUUCACCUGUCUAUGAGAACGGCGAAUCAUACAUCAGUGAGUGAAAGAAAUUAAACAGGUGCAGACUUGGAAGCAGAAACUAAUACGACGUUGGCAGACAUACAGCUUCGUGUUGUAGUUAUAUGAUGCUUCCCUGCUGCUACUGUAUGAUGUCAGUAAAAUUAAAUACCAAAUGUGUUUUGUCACCAUCUAUUCUUGUUUUUUUAAGUGAAAUAAGAGCUUUCAUAGAACAUAUUUUUUAAAGUAAGUUUCUUUUGAAAUCUAACAAGAAAUGUUAAAUGCCUAUCACUCUCAUGUUCACAGGUUACUUCAAUGAACACUUUUGUUUGAAGAUAUAGGGCAGUGAUCCACUAUUAGUAAAUUCGUACUAUGGUCUACGUUUGCUGUAUAAGACCCUGAUGAAUAAAUGUAAUGCAGAUGCAAAGAGAAUUGAUAUGAUUCUUUUGAGUGUGACUGGAUCAUCUCCUACAGAAAUAGACAGGAAGCUCAACAGAGAGCCCUGCUACGACUUAGUGAACUUAGUGUCCAUUUCUGGCCUGUGCUUUAAAACUAGAAAGCCUUCAGCCAAUUUCUUGGAUACAUAAUAUCUAUGAAAACCUUAAACACUUUGAUCUACUUACACAGGAAGGUUGAGAGAGGACCUAUUCAUAGACAGGUGCCCAGAGGUGCACUUAAGUUUUACAGGACUUUAACCUAACAUUACACUAUCCCACAGUCAGGGAUGGAAGCUAAAGCAAGACAAAAUGCAUUACUUUUUAACAAUGAGAGUACCUAACAUUGCUAUGAGUUGUCUUAGUUUUCACUACCCCCAAAAUGCUUGAGUUUGUAUAAUACAAAUAAAAUUGUCUUCAUUCUGAACUACUGUACUGUGGUCUUGGACCUAAAGAACACAGGUUACCUCUGUAUGUGUUGAAAUAUCAUGGAACGUACUGGAUGUGACUUCUGACUAUACAUUAAUUUUUUUUUUUUCUUCACCUCUGCUAAUUCUAUAAAGAAUUGUUAUGUGAAUUAAAGUAAUUAUAUUCUCAUUGCUUUGGGAAGCAAAGCUUCCUUAUGACUGUCUGGUUACCUGUAGAGAGAAUUUUUUUCAUUAGAGUGUACAGUGGAUGUGUCCAAAGUUAAUCUGAGUUUUUAGAGUACCUUUCUGCUUCAGUUUAACACUACUCACCUCACGCCAAAAGAGAAGAGGUUAGGGAGACAUUUCAACUUGGAGGAGGGUGUUAAAAAAUUGAGGGUUUCUUAUUAGUCUUUUCAAACUGCAGUGAUCUUCCAGGACUGUUUCAGAAGUACUUCAACCAUAAAUCGUGUUGUCUUGAAAGAGCUACUGGCCUGCCAGCAUUGAUGAAUAAUUGAGUAUUGUUAUGGUACAGUACCCUCCUGAACAAUAUUUUGGUUAAUUCUACUGGAAUUUGAUUAUGGAACUGCUAACUUGAUUCUGUAUACAAAUAAAAUAAAACAAAACCUUCUUGUGUAUGGGAAUAUAAUCUAAAGAUUACUUUUAUUUUCUAGAUAGUGACACUGGGGAUUUAUGUGAAUAAAUAAGAUCAUUCUUCUUCUAACCAUUAUUUAUCAAUAAAACAUUGCUAGUCAUGCCUGCUUCUCUGAUGUGUGUAAUGCCCAGAUUUUUUCCCCGGGUCUUGCCUUCCUAAAUUGGUGCGAGAAAGUUGGGGUGCCCUGGUACUAACCCCAGCAAAAUUACUGCAGUCUUAGUGCUGUUCCUGCUACAGUCCUGCCUACUCCUGAAUGUGGUGUUCGUUGGCACCCUCAUCAGUUCCAGGACCUCUUCAACUAGAGAUUUCAGAGUUUGGCUGAAAGCAAAAGAAGGGUUCCCUUCUGUCAAGUGCUGCUGUUGUUCAAAAUUCGUGUUAUUUAACCCUAGCUUUCUACAGAUGUUUUCAAGAUCACAGGAAGCAUGCAUCUUCAAAGGAAGAAACUAAGGUGGAAGAGUAGUCACAAGUGCGUGCUGUAGCUUGUUCACUUUCUCUUUUAAGAGCAGUUGGGUAUAGAAACUCAUUGUCCACUGCUUUUUGGGCUGUGUUUUGUGUACUUGAUCUGUUCGUUUGCUUUCAAAGCAAUACUGUAUGUUCCUUUGAUGCCCAUUUCUGGUUUUUACUGCUUACCUGCUACACUUGACAGCGAGACUUACAGACCUUACUCCACCAUCCUUUCCACUCACUAUGAGGAUUUGUGCUGUUUACUCCUAACAUUUUAAGGAAAAUAAGCUGCUUUGUUUCCCAAAAGGAAGAUGAAACAACUCUGAGAACAAGGAUGUGGAAUUGCUUAUAGAUAUAGAUGCCUAUGGAGAUAAUUAGAUGUUCUAACAGAGUUGUGAUCUGCAAGGAUUGGUGAGGAUCCCUUUCCUCUUGGUGUACCUCUCUUCCUGGUUCUCAUGCUUUCUCUGGCAUGUGUUCACAGUUCAUUUUCAAUGUGUGGCCAUGUCCUAGGGAGCAUGAAUUUAUCUAGAGAUGCUAAGAUGCCAUGAUCAAAAGAACAUAAUUUUUUUUCUCCAUGGUAAGGCAUAAAAUGUCCAUCUUCUUUCUACUCAGGUGCCUAUCCUUAAUUCAUUCCUUCUGUCUGGACUAGUGCUAGUGGUGACAGGUUGCAUUUUAAUAUUUGGUCUAGGACUAAGUUUUUCCCCAUUUCACUGAGUAAGAGCCCUUAGGGAGGUAUGGGGCAAGGAGGAAGGCCGCUUUCUAUAUAUUGGCAAACUUUCUGUACAUUCUAGACUCAAAAAAAAAGGAGUAAUUUCUGAUGGGAUUUGAGUGAGGCUUGACCAAGAUCUGGUUCCUCAGCUCAAGGAUCCAAAAUGAUGAAGGAAUGACAAGUUAUUGUUCCUGGGGACUGGUCUUGCAGUUUAUUCACAGUCCUCAACCUAGGUAACUUGUCAAUUCAUGUCACUUCAGGUCAACAAAAGCUCUUCCUCCACUUAGCAAAGAGAAGCUUAAUCAGGAAUGUCCUGAUGUUGCGUCUGUGCAUAGCUCAUAAGCCCCACAAAUUAAAGGUAGUGACCUAUGUUGGGUUUGUAAGGAAGCCUGCUGCCCUGUCAAAUGAGAGGGAAGUUGACAAACAUGUGUCCUAACUGCUGAGACUUCUGUCUUCCCAAUGGAGUGGAUUCAUCUGCUAGGGACUUGAACAGUGGUUCUUUGCACAACAUGUAGGGAUGCUCGGAAUAACAAGGUUAAUCUUGCCGCUUAACUACACCACUGUUAGAUUGGGUUUUGUUUGUUUGUUGUAAUGUUUGAUUUCUGACCUAUGUCUGACUUGCAUUGGUUCACAAGCUUUGAAUCAUUUCAUAGCUUUGUUUGCUGAAUAAAAGAACCGUCGUGCCAAAGCUAUCUUUGUAUAGAUGGCUGCGAUCGCAUCACUUCUGUUAACCACCUUUUAGUCCUUAUUUCCCUCAUUGGAUAUAAGAGCAUAUAAAACGUCUUUUCACCUGCUUUUACAUAACAACUGUAAAAACUCAGAUGAAGUCUGGUUUACCCACUUUAAUCUGUGACACAUUGGUAACUUAAAGAACAUGUUUAGCAGCUCUGGUAACCUGAUUUUGAAUGCCCUGGGACAGUUUUUGACAGUUUUCUAAAUCAAACAUAAUGUUAGUCAAGUCAGGAAGCUGGCUGUCUUGUUUCUCUGCUGAAAAGAACUUCCAUUUGUGAAGAUUAUGAAUGUUAGUUUUAAGUGACAGUCAGCUGAUAUAGCUCCAGUUCUCCCUUGUAGGCUUUUUAUCAUAUUCCUACCUGUUGAUUUUAUUUUUAGAGUGCCUGAAUUUUCAUAAUUUUAUUUAAAUUGUUCAUAUGUCCCAUUACAGCAUGUAACAUAAGACAUAAAUAGAAAAAAAAAUCUACUAGUAUGUUGUGAUACAUUGGACAUGCUUCCUGCAUCAGAAGUCAAUGGAUGAUGUUGAGAUCAAUUUGUUCAAUUGGAAAAGCAGAUUACUCUUUACAUCAGUAGAAAUGGACAGCAGCAGUUUCAUUCAGUUUGAUGUGCCCGAGUACAGCAACACUGUUCUGAGCCAGUUAAAUGAACUCCGCUUGCAAGGAAAGCUAUGUGACAUAAUUGUGCAUAUUCAGGGUCAGCCAUUUCGAGCCCAUAAAGCUGUCUUAGCUGCCAGUUCUCCCUAUUUCCGUGACCAUUCAGCAUUAAGCACCAUGAGUGGCUUAUCAAUAUCAGUUAUUAAAAAUCCCAAUGUUUUUGAACAGCUGCUUUCUUUUUGUUACACUGGAAGGAUGUCCUUACAGCUGAAGGAUGUUGUUAGUUUUCUAACUGCAGCUAGCUUUCUACAGAUGCAGUGCGUCAUUGAUAAAUGCACACAGAUACUGGAGAGUAUUCAUUCAAAGAUCAGUGUUGGUGAUGUUGACUCUGUCACUGUUGGUGCUGAAGAAAAUUCAGAAAAUCGCAAUGGAGUUAAAGACAGCAGCUACUUUGCCAAUCCUAUUGAGAUAUCUCCCCCCUAUUGCUCUCAGGUGCGACAGUCAACAGCAGGCAGCGAUCUUAGGAUGGAAACUACUCCAGGCAAAACUCUGCGUAGUCGUCUGCAAGAAGAAGGGCAUUCAGAUCGAGGAAGCAGUGGGAGUAUCUCUGAAUAUGAGAUUCAGAUUGAAGGUGAUCAUGAGCACGGAGACCUGAUAGUAAGGGAAAGUCAGAUUGCAGAGGUGAAAGUUAAAAUGGAGAAGUCUGACAGGCCAAGCUGCUCUGAUAGCUCUUCCCUUGGUGAUGAUGGAUAUCAUACUGAAAUGGUGGAUGGAGAGCAAGUGGUGGCAGUAAAUGUUGGUUCCUAUGGGUCUGUCUUACAACAUGUUUAUUCGUUCACCCAUGCCUCGUCACAGGCUACAGGUGUGCCUGAAGCCUUCGGAAGCUUGAGCAAUACAAGUCCUUCAAGGUCAAUGCUGAGCUGUUUCAGAGGGGGUCGUGCACGCCAAAAACGGGUAUCCGCUGGUCACUUGCAUAGUGAUGUUCAGGGCUUGGUGCAAGGGGCUGACAGUGAAUCCAUGGUGAGUAACCCAGGAUAUGAAAAUAGUCCACGGGAAAGAAAUACAAGAGGUCAUUGGUAUCCAUACAACGAGAGGCUAAUUUGUAUUUACUGUGGAAAGUCUUUCAACCAGAAGGGGAGCCUUGAUCGACACAUGCGAUUGCACAUGGGAAUUACUCCUUUCGUGUGCAAAUACUGUGGGAAGAAGUAUACCCGCAAGGACCAACUUGAGUAUCAUAUUCGUGGUCACACAGAUGACAAGCCCUUUCGCUGUGAGAUCUGUGGGAAAUGUUUUCCUUUCCAGGGUACACUAAACCAGCAUUUGCGAAAAAAUCACCCUGGGGUAACAGAAGUAAGAAACAGGGUAGAGUCUCCAGACAGAACAGAAGCGUUUGUGGAACAGAAAGUAGAUAAUGAUGCUUCGGCUUCUGAAGCUAUGGAUUCUAGUAUGGAAAUUCAUGCAAUGUCUAACACAUCUGAUUAAAAUACUACUUCUAAGUGCAACACAAACAAGCACAUUACUAAUGUAUUUUUUAAAUCUUUUAUUCUUUUAGUAAUCUUCAGUACAAGUGUAACAGCCUUUUAAUUUUCCUGACCUUCUGGAAAUCAGUUUGAAAUGGUUUCUGGAGAAGACUACAUAAGUAUUCUUUGUUUUUGAAGGAGGCUGGGUUAUUUGGGUUUUUUUUACUUUUGAAGAUGCUCAAAAUAUAAAAGGCAAUGUACUGGGGAAAGGAUAGGAAGAUUCUGCUAAAGUGUCCCUACUGUUUGAUCUGGUGAGACACAAAUUCCAGUGGAGAAAGAUAUUAGAAUAAGAUUGACAGCUCUGCUGGAUAUACCAAGAAGCUGUAAUCUCCCUUAUUUCUUAAAUCCUGUUGCUCGUAAUGAGUUACACAGCAGUGGGGAGAGAGAAUAUUAUAGCUUUGAUUCCUUCUGUGUGUCACAAUGAAAUCUGUUUGCUUUUACUGUUUUUGGUAGUUAGUUUGUUUAUAUAUAUAAAUUUGCUUUAUAUAUAUAAAAUGCUUUCACUUUUCCUAUUCUGGUUGAGGUGAAUGUAAAAGUAUGUCAAGGUUUAUACCAUGUACCACUCUUUCAACUGCUAGGUCUCCUCUCUGCUUAGGAUUUAGGACUUUGGACUUUGGGAGGAUGGUUUUGGUUUUAAAAGAAUGUUGUUUGGUUUUCAUUUUAUUACACUGUUACUUUGUGUGCAAAAGUGAGCAAAGUUAAUUGUUUUAAUAGCUUUGCUUUAUGACAUAUGUAAACCAAAUGCCAUAAAUCUAUUAAAUUAUGGUUAAAUUGUUGAGGGGUUUUGUUAGUUGUCUAGAACGCAAGCUGGACAACCUGUGGUGCUGACCUUUUUAUAUAUAUAGAGAUAGAUAUAGAUAUAUCUAUAUAUAUAUAUAUAUAUAUAUAAAAAAAUAUUAGCAAACCUAAAAGUAGCAUUGUGGUUUUAAAUGUGUUUUUACUGGCCUCAGAAUCUACCUUCAUUUCGUACUGUAGAACCAUACCAGGUAAUUAAAUUUAACUUCAUCACUCUUCAUGGUUGGUUAAAACCUGAGAGAGAUGUUGUAGUUUAAACUACAGUAUUUCCAAGCAGUGUUUUAAUAGGUCUCUUUACAGAGAGCUGUUUUCAGGUGCACAUUGACUUCCUACUUAAUGCUCCAAGUGAUAUGUCAGCACUUGGAAUUUGUACUUUUUUUUGUAUAAAAAAAACAAAUACUCUAUGGGAAUUUCGAGCAAUAUGUCUGUUAUUUCAUGUGUGAGUAUUACAGAGUUGCUAUGGCUUCCCUACUAUUUUCAGUGGUUGUUUUCUGCAUAAAGGAACUACCAACAACUUUAAAAAUACUCUAAAUCUUUUUGUUUCACCAAAUGUUUUUUUAAUAUGGUGCUAACUUCAUCAUUUAGGUCAGUAUAAUAUAUAAAAUGUGAAAUAUAAUGGUAACAGUUAAGCAAAAGCAAAAAAAAAAAAAAACCACACAAAAAAAACCAAACAAAAACCAACAACAAACAAACAAGUAAAAACCCACCCCAAACAAACACACCACAACAAAAAAAACCAACAAUAGCUUAAGAGACCUCAAAAGCAUGAACUGGCAAACACUACUGUGUAAAAUUCUACCUGAUGAACAGAUUUAAAUUAAUCACAUGCUUCUUUAAAAUGCAGGUUUUAUAUAAUUGGGCCUUAUGUUUGUUUAGUAAAUAUUGAAAAUACAUCUGUGAACAUGCUGUUUAAGUCCUGAAAUUUAGAAAAGAAAAGCUCAUUCCUAAAUUACGGGAAAGCAAAAAGGUAGGUUUGCUAUCUUGUAAAGCUUUUUUGGCUCCUGUGAAGUCAGGGCAUAUUUGUGCAGUAACUUUAUUAAAUACACUAGUUCUUAAUAUUGUGACAGUCUGCAAUAAGAAUUAAUUUCACUAAAUACAGAUUUACAGUAUAAACCCCACCUGCUCCAUUGGAGCAGUUUCAGUUAAAUUCAGUACAUAAUUUGCCUCUUUGUCCUAAAACUGCAUAAAUAAAGAGGCAGAGGGUGGGGAGAUACUUCUCUCCUUGAAGCAACAAUACAACUUUUGUUUCCAGUAAGGGAAAGUAUAUGUCUGUGUCUAGGGAAGGUAGUCUAUAUGUUUACCCACUUAAAAACAUGUUGGUGUUUCUGAUACUGUUUUUUUCCUAAAUGUUUGUUUUAAGUAAUUAAAUGAAAAAAAAAAAAAACAAAAAGUGUUUUGAUAAAUUAAGUUUGAGACAUGCAAAAUUCAAGAAAUGUACAGUUAUUCUUAACCCUUUAUCUUGGACCUGUGCUGUGGUGCCUUUGGUGUGACUUUUUCCAUGGAAGUAUGAGUUGAGGAUAGCAGGAUAUGGGUACUAAUUUUAUAUUUCUUGAAUUUCUCUGUGUCACAAUCUUAACAUUAUUUAAAUCUAGUUCUUUGUAUUUGUAAAUGUAUUAAAAUGGUUUGAGUUUACCAAAGAGUGACUUAUCCAAAAUUGUCUCUGACAAAAACAAACAAAAAACCAACAUCACUUUGAUUGUACAGGUUCAGGUUCAAAACAUUGUAACGGGACUGUUAAGAGGCAGGAAAUAAUCACUUUUUCUACAAAAUCAUGAUUCAGCAGUUGCAAGUUCUGCUUGCUCCUAUUCGUGUUGAUAUGCCAUUUACCCUUUCCACUGCUAGCAGUGUUAAUAAUUAUCAAGCCAUAACACAGUACUGUAAAGUUCAGCAGUGCUUCAAAGGAUGCAUAUGUAGGUGAGCAUAAAACAUCAUCAGGCAUUACAUUUACACUUACAAAGUGUGUGACUCUGGUAGAAAACGAACUUCAAACCUGGCAACAGCAAUUAAAUUGUGCCUUGUCACAUAAUGGUAUGCCAGGAUUAACAUUGUCAUGAAACAUGAAGCAUUAUCUGACUGAAGUUCAUUUCACAAGUCCACCAAAACAGAGUAUGCUGUGUUAUUUUAAGCAAAUUAUGGAAGUACUGUACAGUGUCUUGUGUCUGUACAGUUUUAAGUUAGCACAGAGCUGUUACACAUUUCAUUUACAAUAAAUGCAGAAGUCAAUAAAAUAUGUGAAGAAAUAUUUGACAGCAAAAUAAAUCAUGAAAUUAUAUAGGCUGGUUCAUAAUUGAGUCUCUUCUUAAUCUACCUUUUUAAUUAUAGACAAAUGUGAAAACAGUGACAGUGUCCUUUCCUGUAGAUGUUUAACCUAUUAUGACAAACUGUGAAAAUAAAGGAUUUUAUACCUUUGCUAAUGUUUGUGGGUUUAAACAGUUUUUUUAGUUUUCUUCAUCAGUUAUCUUCCAUAUUAUUUCUUUUAAACUUGUAAAUACAUUUAGAAAAUAGCUUUGUAAAUACUUACAGUAUAUUAAAAGUUCAGUUUGGUCAAUAAGGCCUCAAGAUUGGCUCUGCUUUUUUAGUGUGAAAUCUUUCAAUAGCAUAAAGGAUACUGUCAAUUCACUGUUCAGCAGAAUAUACUGUAGGCCUAAAUUGAUAGUUCUUAAUGCAGUCUUCCCAAGCAUAAAUUCAUGUUUUAUGCUGAAGCCUUUGGUUUACUUUUAGAUAAAACGAUGAGGCCUCUUAAUAUAUUUAGGCUGAAUUAUGGGAAGAACAGCAGGAAUAAAAUCAAGGGCUGGGAAAAGAUUGAAUGAGCUUUACCUUUAAAUAUAUAUAUAUAUAUCUUAUUUGAAUUUUUGUAUUAGUUUACUGUGAUUCUUUUAUUGUCAUUUUUCUAAACAGGUUUCACAUGAAACCAUUGAAAGGGACUCAAAUAUGCAACACCUAAUCUAUUUUCCAAGGGAAUUUUACCCUUGAAUGGUGCUUUUUGACUGGUCAGGGUUAUUUAUUAAAUUUUAUAUUUGAAAGUAUUUGGGGAAUUAUGUAAAUUCUUUAUAUGAAUCUGUUUAUUUCAUGAAUUGUAAAUUUCAUAAUACUCAGUGAUUGAAUUGGAAGUUUAGUAAAGUCAUUCAAAAUGUUCAAAGUUUAUAAUCUGUGUGCAUUUUACAUAUAUUUUAACAAGUGCCAGAAUAGUUGUAUUUAAUAUUGUAGAUUUAAUACUACUUGCGCAUCCCUGUGACAGCAUUAACUUAAGUUACGCAAGUUUACAUUUAAAAAAAAAAAUGCUAAACAAACAAGUAAGCCUGGGACAUGUGUUCCUGUGUUUCUUCAGGGGAUGUGAAGCUAAGUAUCAGUAACUGAGCAGGUUUGCUUCUAGUUUAUGUAAGUAACUCCUGCUAUGGUAGAUACAAUAAACUGCUGUCUCUCCCAUUUACAUAUGCUAUGAAUUCAGCCUUUGGACUUGUAUUGCAAGCCUCUGGUUGUAUAUCUGAUUAGAGGUAGAGCUCUUGCACGAUUUUAACAGUGUUUGUUUCUGACUGAAAAAUUGUAUUUUUAAAUAACUUUUUAUUUGUAUGGUUGUUUUUCAUGAUAAAUAAUUGAACAGUUUGAAUGACUUGACUUGGUGUCAUUAUCUUGCAAUAUAAACCGGUAACCUCACAACUCCACACUUCAUCACCAUAUGAAGUAAAUGAAGCUAGCUAAGCUGAUGCUGUAACAAUUAAUAACUUGCCAUUAAGGAUUAUUUUAUAGCAUGAAUUUAAAAAUAUUUAUUCAAAUGAUAUUUUACUCUUGUAUUCACUUUGGUUUUAGAUUUGUGACAUGAAUAUUUCAGUGCUGCUUCAUUUUGUUCUGAUGAAUUUGUUUCUUGCUUGUAAAUUGCUUUUUUUAUGGUAUAAAGUCAAUGGGAAUUGCUGUUUGUAAAUUAAAAUGCUUCUAGAGCAAA